This is a messenger RNA of Gadus chalcogrammus (walleye pollock), 1419 nucleotides long. It is a transcript of the gene olfm4.1, whose product is annotated as olfactomedin 4, tandem duplicate 1. The coding region runs from base 1 to 1419 and encodes 472 amino acids. The transcript has 5 exons. Gene Ontology annotation, biological process: signal transduction. NCBI's taxonomy places the organism in Eukaryota, Metazoa, Chordata, Actinopteri, Gadiformes, Gadidae. The record is from RefSeq and is a predicted model, not a curated record.
AUGAUUGGCAUUCUAUAUUUCCUAUUCCUGCUGAGCUCCACCACUACCUGCGGGCAUGCUGGACGAGGGGGAGAAGCGAGUCUUAAGAAGGUCACUGAUGGUGGGACAGGGGACGAGUGCUCCUGCAAAGCCUUCCUGCCAAGCUCAACCUUCAACAUACAAGACCUGGAGGAGGUAGAGGGGGUGGCUGUGGAAGUCACCCAUAAGCUGGAGCUGGAACUGGGCAAGAUGGAGUCCUAUGAAAGCCAGAUCACGGCGUACACUGUGAAGAUUGUCAACCUGACCAUGGAGAUUGAAAAGAUGGAGGGCGACCCUGAGGCGGUAAACGACACCCAAACAGAGAGCAUGAAGAUCCAGAUCAAACAGGCGGAGGCUCUUGUGGUCGAGCUCCAGUCUUUGGUUCAAGCAUCAGCCGCUGUCUUCGAGUCCCUGCGUGAAACGGUCACAUCUCAGAUGUCCACCCUGACCCAGCUGGAGGAGGAACACGAUAAGAACCUGGUUCUGGAGACCCGCCGUGAGUACAUAAAGAUCCAGCUCAAACUGGAGGAAUGCGAACGCCGCCACCAGGAGAUCUUCCACCCCGACAUUGGAUCCUGCGCACACACUGGUGUCAUCAGAGCCAGCCAGCCUAUCGUCAGUCAGAUUAACGCAGACCUCAGUUCUUCAUACAAAUUUGGAGCCUGGGGGAAAGACUCAAAGCCUUUUAACGGCAAUGAGUCGAUGUAUUGGUAUUCUGGGUACUAUAGCGCAGCCAUCAUUGACGUCAAGUUCUAUGAUAAUUACCAAGAUCUCAUUUUACGAAACCACUUCCAGCAUCACAGGUUGCAAAGUAGCUGGUACGGCACAGGAAACAACGUUGUUCUCCGCGAGAACGCUCUUUACUACCAGCGCAGUAGUCCCUUCAGCAUGGCCAAGCUGAAUUUCACCUCCAUGAGCUAUGAAUACAAGCUCAUCAACCGGGCUUCCACUAAGUUCUCCUACGCUCACUCGCCCAAUCAGAACUUAGAUUUUGCCGCCGAUGAGACCGGGCUGUGGGUGACAUAUGCUAGUGAGGAGACGAACGGCCGUCUUAUCUUGGCUAAGAUCAACGAGCACUACUUUGGUAUAGAGGAGGAGUGGCAGACUAGUGUGUACAAACCAGCGGUCAGCAACGCCUUCAUGGUGUGUGGGGUUCUCUACGCCGUCAGAACCGCUGACAUCCAAACGGAGGAGAUCUUCUACAUGUUUGACACCAAGACCCAACGAGAGCACUAUAUCAGUGUUCCCUUUGAGAGGUUCCAGGAGAGCUAUGUUAGCCUGGACUACAACCCAACGGAUCAGAAGCUGUACAUGUACAACAAUGGCUACUAUCUCAACUACCAUCUGUGGUUUAAUCACACAGCAAAGGCCAUUGAGGAUACGCCUUCCAUUCUGAUCUAA